AUUUGCUCCUCAGGCUAUCAUAGCCCUUACUGAACAGUAUCUGACAACAACAACCCUUGGCUAGAUUUAUAGCCUAGGUAUUGACCACCCACUUCACAUCCCUACCUUCCUGACCCAGGAUAUCGGUAGCUCGCCCCAGCUCAGUCCAGAACAGCCUCCUCACAUCAUAGCUCACACCACAAUGCUCGCCCCAAGAGUCAACGCCCGACUCUGCUCGCCGCGGCAGGUCACACAGCUCGGCAAGGCAGUGGCGGCGCCCCUCUCCCACCACCUGGGCGGCAGCCACCCGACCGGCCUCCGCCUGGCCGCCUGCGCCGCGAGCCCGGGCGCGCCUCGCCCCUUCUCCACGACGGGCGCGGCGCGGCUGCGCGACUUCUUCCCCGCCAAGGAGACGGCGUACAUCCGGCAGACGCCGCCGUCGUGGCCGCACCACGAGAUGACGGAGAAGCAGAUGGCCGAGGUCGUGCCGGGCCACCGCGAGCCCAAGACGGCCGGCGACAAGCUCGCCUGGGCCCUGGUCCGCACCAGCCGCUGGUUCAUGGACCGGGCCAGCGCCAUGUCGUCCGACCAGCUCAAGGGGCUCAAGCCACUGACCGAGGCCCAGUGGCUCACGCGGUACAUCUUCCUUGAGUCGAUCGCUGGCGUCCCAGGCAUGGUCGCCGGCAUGCUCCGGCACCUGCACUCGCUCCGGCGGAUGAAGCGGGACAACGGCUGGAUCGAGACGCUGCUGGAGGAGGCCUACAACGAGCGCAUGCACCUGCUCACCUUCCUCAAGAUGUGCGAGCCCGGCUGGUUCCUCAAGAUGCUGAUCCUGGGCGCCCAGGGCGUCUACUUCAACGCGCUCUUCGUCGCGUACCUGAUCAGCCCCAAGAUCUGCCACCGCUUCGUCGGCUACCUCGAGGAGGAGGCCGUGCACACGUACACGCGCAGCAUCAAGGAGCUCGAGGCCGGCCAGCUGCCCCGCUGGUCCGACCCGGGGUUCAAGGUGCCCGAGAUCGCCGUGGCCUACUGGGGCAUGCCCGAGGGCCACCGCACCAUGCGCGACCUCCUGCUCUACAUCCGCGCCGACGAGGCCAACCACCGCGGCGUCAACCACACGCUGGGCAACCUCGACCAGAAGGAGGACCCGAACCCCUUCGUUAGUGACUACAAGGGCGGAAAGGAACGCCCGGUCGCCUUCACCCGGCCUGCUGGUUUCGAGCGAAGCGAGGUCAUCGGUUGAGGGAUCCGGGGUUGGAUCUCGACAGGUCGUUGACCUUUCUAAGAUUAUGCUUUUAUACUCGUCUUUUCAUCAUCUCAUCGUUGGGCGGGUUUUGUGUGGAGUUCAAAAGGCGCUCUCAAGGAUAAAAUCAGGUGUUUGGGGGAAAGGAACUUGACAUGUUUGCUUCUGCCUAGCGUUCUAGAUAGGUCCACGGUAUACCCAGUAAUCUCCAAUCUGCAUCACAAUUAACAGUAAACCUUCAAAACA
Molecule: messenger RNA, 1468 nt
Organism: Gaeumannomyces tritici R3-111a-1
Lineage: Eukaryota; Fungi; Ascomycota; Sordariomycetes; Magnaporthales; Magnaporthaceae
Product: alternative oxidase
Exons: 2
Coding region: 182-1222 (346 amino acids)
Biological process (GO): alternative respiration
Cellular component (GO): mitochondrion
Molecular function (GO): alternative oxidase activity
Source: RefSeq, a predicted model, not a curated record